AUGUCGGAAUCAACCCCCAAUCCAUCGAAACUUUGCCCGAUUCUUCCUGCUCCAUCGACUGGUAAUCGUAGCAUCGCCUCUAGUAGUCUUGGGAUAAAGCAGUCAUCUCCGGUGACAGCAGCCUGCACAGCAUGUCGAAAGCGUAAAACCAAGUGCAGCGGUGGCCGCCCUGCGUGCACUGCGUGUAUCCGGCGACAUGUGGAAUGCAUUUACGAUAGGGUCCUGGUGAGACACAAGCCAAAGUAUUCAAAUGCAAGUAUAUUUGACGCAAUUCGCUCCCGGUCUGAGGCUGAUGUGGGAGCCAUUGUGAAAAAGAUACAGAGGGGCGAAAACGCAGACGACAUUGCCCAUCCGGUCGAACGCGGCGACUUGCUUCUACAAUCGCUUCUCGUACCCGAGACGGGGUAUCGCUACGAGUUCCCACUUUCUUCGAACCUGCCUCCUUGUCUCCUGCUUCAGUACAAUGUCUAUCUGAAUUCGUUGAUAUACAAGUGGGCUCCUCCAUUACCACUGAGAGAUGCUGCUGCGUCUGGAGCUCCCUCCUCGCAUCAACUGCCGGGCGAUGCGUUUUCUGAAAUUGGCGCCCCAUACUUGAUGCCAGAUUACUUUCUCGAGGACAUGUCCAAGAUGCACGACGAACUGUGCUCGUCUCUACUUGUUAAUGCGCUGCUUUCCCUGUCUUGUAAAUAUUAUCGCGGCCUUGAUGACCGUACCGAGUUUUGGAAUCCUCAAGCCCUAGGUUACCGCUUUUUGGCAGAGGCCAAGAGGCUGUGGGAGUAUGAGAAAGGUCUCGAUAAACUAACGACCAUCCAGGCUGCUCUUGUUUUCCACAUCAUCUACAGCGAAACUGGGGCUGACAAGAUUGGAUACGCCUACACAAUCCAAGCAUGUGCCACUGCCCACAAGAUUGAUCUAUUCAAUCCGACCUCUGUCAUGGAAAAUACCAGGUUACGUGACGCGAGGAAUUACACGGCAUGGGCAUUGUAUAGUUGGCAAAGUAUCAGAUUUACCAAGUCGCGACAAAUAUCGGCUCAGCAGCGCACCAUGUCUCCCGGUGAAGCAGAAAUGGGAGACACUCUCAUCAGGCUCGAGUACGCGGAGAACGAGGUCGACCACUGGGACGGGAAGGGGGAGGAUUUCACAGGGGUGGUCAAGCUGACGAUGACGUUCACCAAGAUCAAGACGGGGCUCGUCUCGAGACACGGGAAAGUAGCGUGGUUCGUGCAGUGUACUUCCCGGGAAGAAUGCCGUGCUGCGUGGCGCGAUUGCCGACAGAUGCUCGGGCAUCCUGUGGUCUGCAUUCCUACUCCCUGGCGAGUGAGCGUCGUCGAUGAGAAUAAGGCGUUGAUUGAGAGUCUUGAUGUCGACUAG
This is a messenger RNA of Metarhizium acridum CQMa 102, 1371 nucleotides long. RefSeq lists its product as uncharacterized. NCBI's taxonomy places the organism in Eukaryota, Fungi, Ascomycota, Sordariomycetes, Hypocreales, Clavicipitaceae. The record is from RefSeq and is a predicted model, not a curated record.